AUCCAAAAAAAAAAAAAAAAGAGCAUCACCAAAUCAUCAUUUCUUUCUUCAAUUUCUUUCAAGGAGAGAUCAAAACGGAGAGAGAUGGGUAAGGGAAUUUUGGAGGUGAAAUUGGUCGACGCCAAAGGAUUACUAAACACCGAAGCGAUUGUUUCUGGUUUGGUUUCAGGGAAGAUGGAUCCUUACGUUGUCAUUCAGUACAGGAAUCAGGAGAAGACCAGCAGCGUCGCUAGAGGGCAAGGCACAAAUCCUACAUGGAACGAGACAUUUAAGUUUCUGGUGCAGUACUCCGGAGACAACAGCCAGCACAAGCUCAUCCUCAGAAUCAUGGACCAAGACACCUUCACGGCCGAUGAUUUUGUCGGCCAGGCAACGAUCAAUGUGGCAGAUGUGAUCUUAUUGGGAAUGGAGAAUGGGAAAGGCGAGCUGCAUACUUGCAAGCACAGAGUAGUCCUCGCCGAUCAGACUUACUGUGGAGAGAUUCGAGUUGGUGUCACUUUUACUCCAAAGGUUGAUGAAGAUACAAGCGAAGAGCUUGGAGGUUGGAGAGAUAGCUUCCAUUAUUAGGAUUCAAUUUGUCAUUAUUAGGAUUCAAUUUGUGACAAUAUUUUAUUUGAGAGAGAGAUUAUUGAGUUGAUCAAU
Asparagus officinalis (garden asparagus) is the source of this 642-nucleotide messenger RNA. Its product is annotated as elicitor-responsive protein 1. The record is from RefSeq and is a predicted model, not a curated record. Lineage: Eukaryota; Viridiplantae; Streptophyta; Magnoliopsida; Asparagales; Asparagaceae. The coding region runs from base 85 to 567 and encodes 160 amino acids. The transcript has 4 exons.